CCACCUUGACCUCUGGGACCUUUUCGAUUUUUAUAUGCCUUAAAGAUACAGUGUUUCUAAACCGUUGGUUAAUUUCAAAAGGGAGACAGAUCGGAUUGUCAGUUUUAUCAUGACAUAUAUUGAGAUUUGCAUUAUUCUCUUUAUCACCGUUGGACCAGAGGUAGUGCGUGCAUUGGAAUGUUUAUCGUGCAAUGGCGUGAAUCAUACGGCGAACUGUCACGUGACUACAACGUGUUCACAAUAUGAACAUUGUUAUACAAAAGCAGACGACUUUGGAAGCAGUGUUGUAUACAGUCUAGGAUGUCGUCCCUCAGCGCAAUGCUAUGGGCAUACAUCUUCAGGAGGAAGUCUCGUUGGGCGAGAUCUUAAGAGAAGAGUUUUCAUUGCAAAUCCAACGGGAUGUAAUCAGUGCUGUUCUAUCGAUUACUGCAAUAGAGACGUAUGCAGUCACUCUGGAGGAACUAUCACAACUUCCGGUUCAUGCGUAGACAGUCCUGACUACAAUUGUCCGUUGAUCAGCAGUACAUUCAACAUAUGCGGAUAUGUUCACCACGCGAAAAUCGUCUGCCGAAAAUUUUGUGGACUUUGCGAUCUCGUGGAUGGCGUUUGGGGAGCUUGGGGUGAUUGGUCUAUGUGUGAAAGGACUUGUGGCAAAAGUCAACAGGUAAGAGUGCGAGCGUGUGAUGACCCGGCACCAGCUCAUGGAGGACUUGAUUGUAUUGGAAGCGGAAUCGAGUAUAGGAAUUGUUCCAUGAAACCAUGUCCGGUGGCAGGAGGCUGGAGUGGUUGGACGCCUUGGACUGCAUGCAGCAAGACGUGUGGCGUUGGUCUUCAGCGUCGGGAUCGUACUUGCUCGAAUCCGUAUCCUAGCCAUGGAGGUGAUCAUUGUUUCGGUGACUCCGUUGAAGACAAAAUUUGUUUCGGCAUGCCAUGCAUGGAUGGCGGUUGGUCUUCGUGGUCUACUUGGGGUACAUGCACGGUUACGUGUAAUGGCGGUCUAAAGUCAAGACAGCGCACGUGCAGUAACCCAAAACCAUCGUUGCUAGGUAGACAGUGCGCAGGAAACAAUAUGGAAUAUGCCUCUUGUAAUUCUGCAGUAUGUCCAGUUACAUCCGCGACAAUGCGGGUUUAUUUCUCGGUGAACACGCCAACAGGGCAUCUGUACAGUGACCACCAUCCCGUGUUCUCAAAGAUUGUUAUUAAUGAGGGAAACGCCUAUGACAUAUCUACUGGAACAUUCAAUGUCCCAGUUCCAGGCAUCUACCAGUUCUUUGUAACUUUUGUUACAACCCAUUCCACUACACAGUGUUUCAUAAGGAAGAAUAGGGACGUUCUCGUUUAUGCAUUGACUACAGCAAACACAGACUGGAAGUCGGCGUCUGCGUCAACUUACGUACAUUGCGUCACUGGUGACGUCAUAGAUAUCUCGUGCGGCGGUUGGGAAUACGUGGAUCACAAUCAGACAUCAAUGUUCAGUGGUGCACUAGUUUCAGCGGACUAGGGAGAAACAUAAAAGCUUAGAAAUAAAUAUUGUAUUUGUUA
This is a messenger RNA of Ruditapes philippinarum (Manila clam), 1542 nucleotides long. Its product is annotated as thrombospondin-1-like. The transcript is spliced from 10 exons. The record is from RefSeq and is a predicted model, not a curated record. Gene Ontology annotation, molecular function: protein binding. NCBI's taxonomy places the organism in Eukaryota, Metazoa, Mollusca, Bivalvia, Venerida, Veneridae. The coding region runs from base 110 to 1501 and encodes 463 amino acids.